Closterium sp. NIES-67 is the source of this 836-nucleotide messenger RNA. The record is from the annotation of a GenBank genome assembly. NCBI's taxonomy places the organism in Eukaryota, Viridiplantae, Streptophyta, Zygnematophyceae, Desmidiales, Closteriaceae.
AGCAAAGGGGAGCUGAAAUUCGUCAUUUCUCAAGGAGAAGAUGAAUGAGAGGGGAGGAGAUGCUAAUGGAAGAGGAGCUGUACCUGAGAAGACAAGUGAGCUGCCGCCAUCAAAAGUUGAAGCUUUGGAUGGCUCCAACUAUGAGGAAUGGAGCGGGCGGAUGAGGAGUGCCUUCAAACGCUACAAGCUACUGAAGAUUGCUGUUGGGGAAGAGAAGAUGCCGGAAGAAGGCGAACCACCAGCGUCAGGUGCUUUGCUCCCUGUGAUUGGUGUUGGAAAUGCCAAGGUUAAGGGAGCUAAUGGGGAGCUUGUGGGGCUUGGGAAUGUUCUGCUGGUUGAAGGUUUGUCUGCUAACCUUCUCUCUGUGCGGCGACUGCAGAAGAGCAAGGCCGAAGUGACCUUGGGACCAACCAGCUGCCGUGCUAAGCUUGGGAAGAAGGUGCUGUGGAGUCUGGAAGAGGAGACCAGCUGCAUCAAGGACCUAUGGCAGCUGCCCAUCAUCCCUUGGAAUGGGAAGACUCCAACAGCAGCAACGGCAGCAGCGGCAAAGGCAACAGCAGGAGGAGAUGCAACCGCACCAACUGAUGGGGUCCUGGAAGCAGUCAAGAAAGUGCAGCAGCAGCAGACACAUGGUGAGAGGGAAUGCGGACACAAGGUGAAGGUGAUCCGCAGUGAUAAUGGUGGGGAGUUCAUUGGAGCUGAUUUUGAGGGGGAGUUGAAGAGGAAGGGGAUCCAACAUCAACUGACAGUGCCCUACAACCCGCAGUAGAAUGGCGUGGCUGAGAGGUUCAACAGGACCCUGCAGGAGGGGGCACGCACUCUCCUUGGGCGUGCAG